This is a messenger RNA of Ambispora leptoticha, 183 nucleotides long. The record is from the annotation of a GenBank genome assembly. NCBI's taxonomy places the organism in Eukaryota, Fungi, Glomeromycota, Glomeromycetes, Archaeosporales, Ambisporaceae.
AUGGCAACAGAUGAAGGAAGUUCAAGAAAAAGACAUAGACUUUUUCAAGAAAACAAUGAAGAAUUUGAAAAAGGUUUAAAAGAUAACAGAUUUCAUAAAGUAGCUCUUACCUCUCUUGAGCUUUGGCAAAAUCUUGGACAUACUCAAUCCAAAGGUGAAGAAUUAGUUGCACAAUUACAAUAA